Messenger RNA from Drosophila busckii, 4555 nucleotides. RefSeq lists its product as uncharacterized. The record is from RefSeq and is a predicted model, not a curated record. The transcript has 6 exons. Bases 77 to 4219 code for a protein of 1380 amino acids. Gene Ontology annotation, biological process: signal transduction; regulation of GTPase activity. Lineage: Eukaryota; Metazoa; Arthropoda; Insecta; Diptera; Drosophilidae. Gene Ontology annotation, cellular component: cytoplasm.
GUUGAUGCUGCUGCUAAAUGAAUGCGCAGCAGUAUAAGCAUAACAAACAGUGCGAUAAAACGCGUGUGAUAGCGCAAUGCCGCAACAAGUGGAAAUCAACAGUAAACAGAAUAAACGCAGUCGACAACAACAAUCGGAGCAGCAGCAGCAAAAUAUUUAUGAAAAUCUGCCAGCGUCGGCGACGCAGCAGCAGCUGCGCAAAUACUUUCGCCGCGAAGCCAUCUAUGAGAAUCUCUGCCGCGGCUGCGGCUAUGGCGUCUUUGCCGCUCAAGGUCGCUACUGUCACUUUUGCCAAUGCAUUGUUAGCGGCAGCGUAGCAGCAGCAUUGCAACAACAACAAGAGCAGCAGCAGCAGCAGCAGCAAGAGCAGCGCAGCAGCGAUGGCAAUAUUUAUGAAAAUAUUUGUGAGCGCUGUCGCGGCAUUUAUAGUGACAACGAGGACUGCGACUGCACAACUGCUACUGCCACGCCCACAACGCCUUUAGCACUUGAUGUGCCCGCAGCAACGCCAACAGCAACAUCGACGCCAACGUCAACGCUAACGCAGCCAGCGUGCAAAGCCAGCAGCAAAUCGCGCACGCUGCUCAGCUACUCCAAAUCCAGCGCUGCAACGCUGCGACAUUUGUUCGGCUCAUUAAAGCAGCUCAAUCGUUCCAGUGGCUCGCUGCAGCGACGCCUGUUUCAAAAAGAUAGCAGCAGCGGGGGCGGCGGCGCCGGCAGAGGCGCAGCUAAAGGCACUGGCGGCUCACUGGAGAUUAUACAUAAUGUGGAUGAAGUGUUUCGCACCCAGGAGACUUUUGAUAUGCAGCGCAUAUGCGAACUGAAGCGUCAGCUGCAGAGCAGUCAAAGUGAUCAGCAUAUUUAUGGACGGCUGCGCAGCGAAAAGAGCGAAGAGUGCAGCAGCACAACUGAGCAGACGCCAACGCCGCAGUCGAAAAAAGCGCGUGUAUCAAAAAUGCGCUUGCUGCGCACUGACGUCGCUGCAGCUGCGCCUGAGCUUGAGCCGACGCCGGCGCUCUAUUUAAAUGAGAGCAUUUGCCAGUGGAUGAGCGCGCUGCGACGCGAGCUGCACAGCUAUGAGGAUGUUGUAGCCUGUCAGCAGCCCAAAAGCGUGCCGCCCGCAUACGAGCAGCGAAAGCAAGAGCCGGAGCAGCAGCAACCGGAGCUUGUUAUGCUGCGACGCAGCAGUGAAUCAAAGUUGGCAGCGGCAGCGGCAGAAGCACGUGCAACUAUGCAAGAGCAUUUGGUGAAUGAAUUUAAGCGCAAGCUGCUGGCCAAACGCGAGCAGCGACAAGAGCAGCAGCCAGAGCAGCAGCCAGAGCAGCAGCCAGCGCAGCAGCAGCAACAGCAAAUGCAGUUAGAAGACGCAGCCGAAGCUGAGCGACUGCGACGUCGCUGCGGCAUCAAUGAACGCCACGAUGCAGCAUUUGUUAGCGAAUUUCUCAGCGGUUUGACGGUCACAGCGCCGCCGCCGCCACCGCUAGCGCAGUCAACGUCUUUGGUUGUCGCUGCGCCGCUGUCAACUUUGGGCUUGUCGUUUACACAGCUGUGGCGCAGCGCUGCUUUGGCUGCCAGUUUACAUCGCAGCGUUAUUUGUUUCUUUGGCCCCUAUGAGAAAUUCGUAAGCGCAGUUUUGCAUCAGCAGCGACAGCGACUGCGCAGCGGCGUUGAAUUUCAAUUGGAGCGCUGGCUGCAGCGCAACUAUCGCCGGCUUUGUGAGAAACACAUUUACAGCAAUAACAACAACAAUAGCUAUGGCGAGUGUGAGCGUGAGUCAGCUUUGGCCCGUCGUCGGCAGCGACGUCAGCGGCGUCAAUUGGGGCCGACGCCAUCGUUGGAGCUGGCGCUGGCAGUUGUGCGAGCGACGCCAGCGAGUGACGACGUUGCGCUCGCUUCGCGUCCCGGUAGCGAUAACGAUAACAACAAGACAAUAGAGCGCGACGACGACGACGACCAAAGAGCGAUCGAGUGUGAGACAAAGACGCGAUCGGUAAGCAGCAGCAGCGCAGUCGUCGACAGCAGCCGCAGUAGUAGUUCAUUGAUGGCGGCACCCAAGCAAAGCGGCGACGCUGCUGAGCAGCGCUCCAGCUGCGAUGACAAUGAAAAUAAUAGCAACAAAAACAACAACAACAACGAGCUGAGCAGCAAUGUCAGCCAGCAACAACAACAACAACAACAGAAUUAUGUGAUUAAAGUGCGUCGACCGGCGCCUCAGGUGCCGGUGCGUAAUCCCGCCACGGCGCUGAGUAAACCACGAAACGAGAUAAGCAACAACAACAACAAUAAUGACAGCAGCAGCAGCAGCGAGUCAACUGAGCUGCAGCAGCAGGAAGAGGAGUCAAUUUAUCAAACCAUCUGGCAAUACAAAACUUUAGAGCCCGAGACAAGUCAACAUGCCAUCGAUGCUGAAGACGAUGAUGAUGAUGAUGAUGAUGAUGAAGAGUUUGAGAUCAUCACAGCUGCCGAAACUGCCAAAGCCGAUGACGCAGACAGCAACAAUAACAAAAACAAAAACGAGAAUGUUGUGGCAACAGUUGAGGCCGCCACAGCAGUUGAAGCUGAAGCUGAAGCUGAUAUGGCUGCUCUACAGGCGGCAGCGGCAUUUGCUGCCGGCGCACGUCAUAAGCUGCUGACUAAGCAAACGUCGCUGGUAACGCCAGCAACGACGCCGCUGCCGUCGCCAACAGCAUCGAUGGAUCAAGGCGCUUGGGAGACAGACGAUGAAUUUAUGUUUGCCAAGGCGCAUGAGCAGCAGCAACAGCAGGCGGAGCAGGAGACGCUCAGCUUGGGCAGCACAGUGACCAACAGCACAGCGACAUUGGGCUCGAUUAGCAGCGCCGACAGCAGCAAUGUGGCAGCGGCAGCUGCAGCGACGCCAGCGUCGCCAGCACAACUGACGCAUCCGCUGCUGCGUAACAUUUGCAUUCUGUACAGUCCCGGCGAUUCGCUUAAGUAUAGAGCAAUCUUCUAUGAAUAUGCGCGCCAUCAGCUGUUUGCCACACGCGUACGACGCGCAGCGCCGCCGCCGCCGCUGCCGCCGCUGCCACUCUUGAGCUACACGCCCGCCACGCCCACACCCGUCAACGGUAACGGCAACGAUGACAGCGGCUGCAGCUGUGAGGCGGAUGCAGAGGAUGCCACGGAGCAAAUUCCACUGCCACUGCGUGCGGAAUGGGAGCGCGCGCUGCUGGCAGCCGCUGCCACAAGCAAACGCGGCGUCGCUGCACGCGCCGGCCGCAAGCUGCGCGUACGCUCCAGCGCACGUUUGCUCAUACCCGAUUCGGUCUUGGCCUGGCGGCAGCAGCUACAGCAUGUCAACUGCUGUGAGGACGAGGAAGACAUGAUUGUGCCAAUGGCUGAUAUACUCAACGCCCAGAAGAUCCAAGAAGACAAUGAAUUACAGCAAAACCAACAGACAACGAUUCUCCAGCGCUUCAAAAGCGCAUCCAGUGGCAAUCUGGUCGACCUGCCCGGCGAGGAGGACAAAAAGUCCAUCAAAAAUCGCAUGCGCAUGUUUGCGGUCAACAGCAAUGUAUUUCGCAUCAAUCGCUCGCCGAAGAGCGAAAAGAAGUCACGCAGUCGUCGCAGUCAGGUGAACAGUCUUUAUCUGGAUGAGCCAAAGUAUCCAUUGUUUGGUGCUCGCCUGGACACCGUCGAGUUGAACAUGUCGAAUCAUCCGUUUGUGCCACGCUUUGUCGUCGAUGCCUGCGCGUAUAUCGAACGUCCGGAUUGCAUUGAACAGGACGGAAUUUAUCGCGCCUCGGGCAAUAAGCUGCUUGUCGAUGAGCUCAAGAAGAAGCUCACGCAUUUGUAUGACCCGCGUUGGCUGCAAACCGACGAUAUUCAUACACUCACCAGCCUGCAUAAACAAUUCUUCCGCGAACUCCCCAGCCCGCUUAUUACGCAAUCCGCCUACGAGCGUCUGGGACGCAACCUCACCGACGAUGAUGCCAUCGAACGCAUGCGUUUGGCAUUCGAGUCCAUGCCGGACGAGAAUCGUUCGACGCUGCGGUUUCUCAUCAAGCAUUUGACCAACGUGGCCGCCAUGAGCGCUUCGAAUCGCAUGCCCGCCUCGAACUUGGCCAUUGUCUGGGGUCCUUGUCUGUUGGCUGCCAAUGAUAUUAGCUUCGAUAUUGGACGCAUGAAUAUGCUGGCCAAGGUGCUAAUCGAGAACUAUGACCGCAUCUUUCGUCCCGACAACGAGCGUUUGGUCUGCUAAGCAGAUUUCCAAUAACAACAACAACAAAAGAUGCACUUUAAUUUAAAAAACGCCACAUCACAAAUUAUGCUUUGUCAUCUAUGGAAUACUGAAUGUUUUUUUUUGUAUUUUUGUUUUUUUUUUUUUUUAAUUUGUGCUUAUUUAUUUGCUAAGUUUAUGUUUAAGCCAAAACUUGUAGUCGAAUUCAGCAAAAACACCCACACACACACACACAUACAAGCAAAAACACAUACUUACCAAAAAGACAUUAGACUUAAGCUAAAGCUAAACUUAGUUUAAGUUUAAAUAUUAUGAUCAAGCAAACAAUAAUAAAUUUAACAAUAUAAAACUUAAACA